Molecule: messenger RNA, 9979 nt
Organism: Camarhynchus parvulus
Lineage: Eukaryota; Metazoa; Chordata; Aves; Passeriformes; Thraupidae
Product: glypican-5-like
Exons: 9
Coding region: 265-1860 (531 amino acids)
Biological process (GO): positive regulation of canonical Wnt signaling pathway; regulation of protein localization to membrane; cell migration
Cellular component (GO): cell surface; plasma membrane; extracellular region
Source: RefSeq, a predicted model, not a curated record
CGCCCCGCAGCGCUCGGGCCGCCCGCGGCCGUGGCCGGGGUGCGAGAUGGCCGCCGGCGGGAGCCGCGCCGUCCUGGGGCUGUGGCUGCUGGCGGCGGGGCUGUGCGGCGCGGUGGCGGCGGGCAGGUCCCCAGCUGCCACGAAGUGCGGACGGCGUUCCAGCUGCGGCAGAUCGGGCCCCUCAAGCUGGUCCCCGACGUGCCCACGGCCGAGUCAGAUUUACAGAUCUGCCAACACAGGGCACCAACAUGUUGCACCAAAAAGAUGGAAGAAAGUUACCAGGCAGCAGUUCGGAGGGAGAGGGCUCAGAGCAUCCAGGCCCUGAACUUUGAGCUGAAGUACAUGAUUGUUGGUCACAUCACAGCUUUUCAAGAGGCCUUUGAGUCUUUGCUUCGCUUUGCUGAGAACCGCACAAGUUCCCUGUUUGAGACAGCUUACAGACCUAUGGCAAAAGAAGCAGCAGAGCCUGUUAAGGAGCUUUUUACAGACAUCUCUCUCUACAUUCUGGGUGCAGAGACCACCGUGGAAAGUGCAGUUCUGCGGUUCUUUGACAGCCUCUUUCCUCUGGUGUACAGCCGGCUAAUAAACCCAGGAAUUACAGAUCUGUCAGAGGACUACACGGAGUGUCUGCGGCUAACAAGGCAAGACAUCAAUCCUUUUGGACACUACUCUAAAAACAUGGUUACAGAGCUGUCCAAAUCUCUUUGGGCCAGCAGGAUGCUGAGCCAGGCGCUGAGCCUGGGCAUCGAGGUGAUCAACAGCACAGAGCACGCGGCUCUGAGCAAGGAGUGCAGCCGGGCCCUGGUGAGGAUGCAGUACUGCCCGCACUGCCAGGGGCUCACCCUCAUCAGGCCCUGCGUGGGCUACUGCCUCAAUGUCAUGAGGGGCUGCCUGGCCAGCGUGGCAGAGCUGGAUGCUCAGUGGAGGGAGUUCAUCUCCACGCUGGAAUAUCUCACUAAUGAAAUGGCUGCCUCGCACGAGCUGGAAACGGCCCUGGCGGGGAUCUGGAGCUCCAUCAACGAGGCCAUCCUGCACGCCCAGCUCAAUGGACCACAGCUCUCUGCCACGGUUGAUAAAGUGUGUGGACAGCCCAAACAGCAAGAAGGGAACCUGUCAUCAGCCAGUAUUGUGCCAGUGAAGGAGGUGACUGGAACCCAGACGUUUGUGAUGGCCCACACCAGCCUGAACAAUAGGAGAAGUUCUCUGCCUCUGAAAGCUUCAAAGAAUGACAAAUCAAGAAGUUUGAAAAAAAUCUCUCGAGAGUUCAUCAGUUACAUGAAGAGGUCCAGAACCUUUUAUGCCUCCAUAGCAGAAAGGCUUUGUGAUGGAGACCUGGUGAUGAGAGACAGCUCAACCUGCUGGAAUGGAGAGGAUGUUGUGGAAAGUUAUACCAGCAGAGUUGUUUCCAAUGGACUGAAAGCACAAAUUAAUAAUCCAGAACUGAAAGUCAGAGGAUUGGACCCACUCAUCAAAAAUUUAAUUGAUAAACUUCAGCACUUUAAUCAACUGGAUGCUGAGAAGGCCAAGCUGAAGCUGGAGAGAUGGGGACCCCGGGAUGCUGGCAGUGGGGCUGGAAGGAGUGAGGAGAUGGAGUCAAGUGGAGACUGUGAUGAUGAGGAUGGCUGCCAAGGAUCCGGGGACAGGAUGCACACAGCAGAUGUACUCAAGGACAAGAAAACCCGUGCAGAAAACAGAAAUGAACCAAAACCAACCGUGAAAAAGAUUGACACCACAACCAGCACAAGCACUGUCAAGUCAUCCUCCAAACACAGUGUGACUGGCAGUGGGAGCAGCCCAGCCCUGAGUGCCUCCCUUGCUGUCCUGGCAGCGCUGGCAGCUCUGUGGCACUGUCCCCUGUAGCUGCACUGCCCUGCUGUGCUAAUGCUCCUGCUCACUGUCAUUGAUACCUGCAGCCUUACCCGACUGGAAACAAAUGGAAAUGGCUCUCUAGUUGAUGUGAUUUGUUAGGGUAAAUAAGGAGUGAAAUGCUGGAGUUGGCAGAUACCAAGUGUCAUCACUUUCAAUGGCUGAAGAUAGCUUUUGGCAAAGCCCACCCAAGGUACAGCGAGGAUGAUCACAAGGGUCUGCAUAGCUUAAGUUAUGGGGUAGAAAUAACUGAAAACACAGAAAUUGUGUAUAUGUGUGUGUUACUGUUUUUAUCAAUUUCGUUUGCUAGAAUCUGACCGGCUGUUGUUUAUUUGUUUAAUUUUUCUGGUAAGUUAUAUGAACGGUCAGUCUUCAAAUUCAAGGCAAUCCAUACUUUGUUUUUUUAAGUGAGCAGCUAACAAGCUGUGCUCCAGUUCACAGAAUGAUAGAAUGUUGUGGGGUUGGGAUGGACCUUAAAGAUUAUCAAGUCCCAGCCCCCCUGCCAUGGCAGGGACCCCUCCCACCAGCCCAGGUACCAGGUGAAGUGCUCUCUACCAGCUUGAUGGAAUUCCUGAGUGGUCAAGAAGAUCAAAGCAUGUUUGAAACUUCUUUUCACUCUUAUUGUUUAGAUUGUAGGAAGCAACAUAAAAACAUAUGGUGUGUCUAAUAUAUCAGUAUAGUUGCCUUAACUGUGGAAAAAAAUAGAACCACUUUGUUUACUGAGAGACAUAGAUAGUGAGUUUCCCUGCCCCACAAAAUGUCAUUACCAGAUGCUUAAGCAUAUGCUCAAGGCUUAUUGGAUGAAUGUCCAGCAAAGGGAAACGUAAAUAAACAUAAUAAUGUUUUAUCCACCUAAAUGCAGCUCUGUACAGAAAAAAAAAGAAAAAGAAAAAAAAUAGAUAAUUCAGUUCAAACUUACUUUACCUAUAAGAUGUUACAUAGAAACCAACUUAAGUUUUCCAUAAAGGUCCCAGAAAUAUAAAUUAUUGGGAACUCCCAUUAGACACUAACUAGAUUUUGUGCAUUAUGGAUCUCUGAAAUCAACUGUUUCAUAAACUGUGUAUUAUUUAAUUACAUUUAAUGUUUAAAAAUUUGUAUCACGUUAGGUGUAAAUGUAAAACAUUCUGAAAUCUAGAACAUUCUCUGUUAUGCUUCAUCUUGAUUGCUACCCUAGAAAAUGUCAAAUGUGCAUUAUGUUACAAGGCUAUUUUUUUUAAGUCAAUGAUACAUUGAUGCAUUUUAACUUUUUGGAUGAAAAGGUACUAUAAUAACUUCUAAUGGGUUAAGAGUUAAUGUGUGUUUUCCAACAACUGUUUACAGUGCCAUUGAAUAUAUGUAUACAAACACAACUGUAUGAAUACAGUGAUUAAUAUGAUAAAUAUAUGAAACAUUAGAAUUGUUAUAUUUACUACAUUUCAUAACUAUUACAACUGUUUAAUGGCCAUUUUCAUGUUGUAGACUAUUCUUAUGUACAGUUUUGUAAGAUUUAAUGUAAAACACUUGCCUUUGGUUUUUGUAAAACAUCUCUUUGAUACUUACCCAGUCACCGAGAUUACUCAAGAGAAGAGCCCUGUGUCUCACUAACCAGCUUCAGGCAUUUUAUUGGCAACUUUGAUUACAGAAGCCUGACUCAAAGCAGGUGCCAUGGGCCAGGAUUACUGCUGGGUGCCACCACACAGGAGGUGACAAUGGUACAGAACAAGCAGACAAUAAAGUGAACAAAGGCUCACUACACUUGCACGUUUCCAGACAGUAUCAGUGAACAUGUCUAAUUAUGUCUGCAAAGUGGGGCUUUAGUUUCAUUUCCAGUGUUGGUUCCUAGAUCAGAUUUACGACAUAAAGGUGUGAUCAGAACCAUGGAUGCACCCAGCUGCAAAAGCAGCGUCUCUAAAGUGGCAACAGCUAAAUUUUCUGAAAGAUAAUUCAAUUUUAAUGUUGAAACAAGAAAAUGAAAUGGAGAAGAUACUUACAUUAACAUCAAGUAUUUUGUAUUUUAACUCUGAUUUUUCACAACGGUAAGGAUAUUAUAGUAUAUAUAAUAUCCCUAAGGAGUGCUUCCCAGUCCUAUCAGUGAAAAUCAGUUUUCCCACAAGUAUUUAAAUGGCUGUCCUGUCUUUUCCAGGGUUUGUGAGCUGCACCAGUUUAUGGAACCAAAAUUAAAAAUGCUGCUUCUUGUAUUCAUUUUCAGUGCCCUUUGGAAAAGUGCUGUUUUACCUGUGCAGGUCCCAUCAUCUGUGCAGUGGAAGGACUUGUAAUGCCUGGCACUCUUAGAGAAUCCUGCACUGUGAUGGCUGAGUCAGACAGGAGCUCUCUGUGCACAAACAGAAAUGUACCCUGGGUGCUCACACUCACCACCUGCCCCACCAAGCACUCUGAAUUCACUGGAGCAAUCCCAGUCUGGUGUUUGUCAGCCUGACUGCUGAUUUAGAGUUCUCAUGCUUACAGUGCUCAGUCAUCAUUCAGGCACUGGAAGUGUCCAUCAGGAUUCCUGUGGAUGAGGUUUCAGGGCUGGGCUCCAAUCCUGCCAGAUGUCAGCUGUGCAGUUGGGGUUUUUCAGAUUUUUCUCCCCUGCAGAGAGGGAACCUGAUCAGCCAGAGGCAGGUGUAUUUCUGAGGUCUGCUCUGGAAAAGAUUUUAGCAGCGAUCUCGCCAGCCGCAUGUUCAGCUGCAGCGGAGGGAGCUGCAGAAACCCCACAGGAGGCAAGUAUGCAAUAAUUCACCCAGGGAGAUAUUUGUUGUUGCUAAAUGUCAUAAUUUUGCUAAACAGAAACCUCUGAAAAAUCAAGGGUUUGGAUUUGGGGAUUGGUUGGCGAAUAUUUGUAUUCAUGUCUCGAGCUAAACAAGAAAACCCUUUAAAAGUUUCUGUAACAAAACACAACAAGUUCAAAUCGUGGGGUGAGGUAGAAUCAGCUCAUUUCAUUGGACUCAACCAAUGUUUUGAUAGACACAACUCGCUGCAGAAUGAGGGAAGAGGGCUCUACAUCAAUUAAUACAUUUCAUGCAAAACCACUUCUACACUAAGAAGAGAACUGGUCAAACCAGCGUGAAAUAUGUUCACAAUGAGCAUCAAAAAUUGUGCCAUUUUAAAGGGCAGUGCAGUUUAUUUUUACUGGUGGUUUGUGAUAUUUUUUCCCUCAGGAUCAGUUGCAUUUACAUUUUUACAAAUGAAUGUUUUCCAGCAGACAAACCAUCUAUACCAACCAGUAAAGGUAAAACCACUGGCCGUGUCAGAUAAAGGAAACAUUCAUUUUCAGAUGAACUAGAUACCUGCUUUACAAAGUCUUAGUUUGUUACCCAGGACACUGUAUUUAUGAUGUAAUUACAAAGGUCUAAAUUCAAAAUACUUUUGAACUUGUCUAUGUAAUCUCAGUGUAAAAUGAGGCACCAGUCUAAGAGCAUUGCUGUAGCCAUGCCUAACAGUUAUGAAUUGUAUUUAGCCACUGCUUUCUGAUUGUUUAUUGUUUUGCUAUGACUUUCUUUGAAUAUUUUGUUGUGCCCACAUUUGUUAAUGCCAGCAUUGGAAAGUAACUGCUGUCAUACAUUUGUGAGUAAAUUCAAUGUACAAUUUUCUGUUGGGAGUGAUGCGGGCUUUUUACCAAAUCAGACAAAGCUGCCAUGGGCACAGUGUCAGUUCUUAGUGUUCCAGUGCUCUUCAGGCUCUGUGUUCCUGUAAGAGGCUCAGGUCUGUGUGUCCCCAGUGCCCUUCCUGGCUGUGGAAGCACCAGGGGAGGGUGAGCAGGGCUGGGCAGAGGCGUGGGUGGCUGCAGGGUGCAGGGCAUGGCAGCUCCAGCUGGCUGCUCUGAGCCCUGAGCCCAGCGUUCUCAGCUAAUUUCAAGCAGCUUUUUACACCUCUCCAAAUCAUCUCUUGGAGACUGGCCAGGCAAAGAGCAGCAGAGAAUCAAGAGAACUGCACUUUCAGACAACUUCACAGCCACCUGCUAGGAAUUGGACUUUUUUUUGCAGUUUAGAUGCUUUACACAGUCUGGCCUCUCGCACUUUUUUCUGGCUUGCACAUUGCCAGUGCUGUGCCCUCUCUUUUAGUGCAGCUUUGUUAUUGCAUAAGGAACUGUGAUUCUGAUCUCUCAGUAAUGAACCUUUUGAGGUAAAAAUGUCUGUCAGAGCUUGAUAAGGGCACACAAAUAAUACUGUCCAGCUGUGCUGACUUCAGAGGCUCUGUGCGUGGGUAUCUGGCUGUGAGAUUCACAUCUCUCUGAUCUCUUCAAUCAGAUCUGUGUUUAAAAUAGCCCCAUUCCCUUUUGAUACCAAGACUGCAACAUACAGAGAAAAUUUAAAUUUAAUUCUCUCAUCCUGUAUGAGUCUUCUUCAUGUUAUCCUAAUGGAUGUUGUGUACAGACUUGAUUUUAAUAUUAGUCAACCUUUUUUGCCCAUAUUUACUGAGAUUUUCAGUAUUGCACAUUAUUAGGUUUAAGCAAUGUCUAUUCAAGUGAAAGGAGCUGAAACACACAUUGAAGUGAGAUACUGAGUAGGACACAAAACCCAGAAAGUUCCUGCAUUCCUGAAUGGAACUCUUGACGUUAAACAAAGUUUAGAGCCAACAUUUCCUAGCUAGCAUGGUGUCAGAGUGGUUUCAGCUUUUUAUUGAAAAUUGAUAAGCAGUCUACCCAUUUUAAAGGGGAAAUCAGUUGAUACAUGCUUUCCUCAUGUCUCCUCAGGUGGUCAGGUUUAGCUCUGUAGGAGACAUUCCCUAUCUUGCACAGUUUAAGGGCUUAAUCUUAAAACUGGCCAUAAGUACAAAGCAUUUAUUUUCAUUUAUUGCAUUUUGCUGCUCUCUGUGCUUCUUGUAAUGACAUCCAGCAUAUGUCACUGAAAAGUGAAACAUCUUCCAGUCAAUGUCAUUACUGCUCUGACAUGUGUUAGUCAAAAAGAACACGAGUUUAUCUUUCUCCCAUUGCCUCAGAAGUCUAGAAUUAUUCUCAAUACUGAAUUCUCUUCUGUGUUCUAUUGUCACUCUCUAAAUACUACAUUUGAAUUGUAUUAAAUAUUAAGCCACAAAAAAAUAAAUGCUGGGUGAGAGAUUGUAAUAAACAGAGGAUAAAUUCAGAAGAAGAACAUGCAUUUAACAUGGAGAAUACUCCUAGGAAGGAAAUCUCUCAUGGACUAGAACAAUUUCUCGAGUCCCUUCCCUUUCUCCAGGUACAUCAGCAUUGCACCUUCACACAGCACAGCAGGAAGCCUGCAUGCAGGAAGCUGCUACUGGAUUCAGCAAAGGAAUUAAAACUGUUGCUGCACAGUGAUAUUUCCAAUACCUUGCUUGCAGUGGAUGUCCUUUUGCAGUUGCAAAAGAUGCAUUUCAGCUGCACGUGCAGCUGCUUCAGUCCUUGCUCAGGAAGCAGCUGCAGUUGCUGUAGCUUUGAGAAGAGGCUGCUGGACAGACCACGAUGAAAUUUUUUUGUGUCACUCCAUGUCACUGUCCUUAAAAUAGACUGGUUUAGGCAUUCUGGUCAUUACCAGCACUACCAGGAUUUGCCCCCAUGGAAAUCCUGUAAUACCCUUCCAGGAGAAGAGCACAUCAAGGAGAGGCCACUGGUGCUCUCUCAACGUGCUUGAAGUGCUUCAUUAAAAACCCACUAACAACCACGUUGGUCUCUUUUUUGCCGUGCAGAAAGUGCAAAAUUAUUCUGUUUGCACUUGAUCAUUUCAAUUAAUCUUUAGUAAAUUACUCAGUACUUCGUAAUUAUAAUAUUUGCAGUUAAUUUAGUGCCAUCUUAAAAAUAAUUAGUUGUAUAAUAUAAGCAAUUAAUAUUUAUUCAGGGUUUUUUUUUCUUGCAGGGGGAUAUAUAAAUUGUCCUCAGUGGCCUUUCUGUACACCUAAUUAGCACCUGUUUGAAUUAUUCUACAGGCUAUGGACAAUUCAUUUGAAAAAUAAAUGGCAUUGCUAGUUCUGUGAACUCCUUGCAAAUACACAGUUGUAAAAAUUACUUUUCAGGGGAAUGCAAAAGCACGUUUUCAUACAUUUUCUGGGUUUAUGAGCCAGGCUGGGCUUUUAGGCUAUUGCACCUAAAAUAGUUACUGACAUUUUAAAUGCAGUUAAGAUGGAGGAAGUCUGAUACCACUUUCCCAUAAUUAACUACAAUAUCCCAGAUUUGUAGCCUGUUUUAUUCAGUGAUGAAAAAGGAAAGCAGUAAGACUUCAAGAAUAUAGAUACUAGUAUAAUUUUCACAUUUCUGUAUAUGCAUAUACAGUUCAGAAGUUGAGAACACUGUGUUAAACUUGUGGAAAUUAAACCAGAUUGCUUCCAUCUUGCAAGGAAGCUUCUAGGUAAAUAGUAAUUUUCUAUUUAAAUGCACAAAAUACUGAGGAAAAUAAUUUGAUCUUUCUAAAAAGAAGAUCUGAAAAAAUGUUUACAGUUUCCACACAUACAAAAUUGAGAAAUCAAAAAUAAAGAUACUUUUCUGGAGGUGUGAAAUGUGGGAAGAGACUUUAAGCUCCUAUAGAUCAGUGCAGUUUCCUUGAUUGCAGUUUAACAAUGUAAAUUUACCCUGACAUAUGUAUCUAGCCCAAGAAUGGGAAUUCCUGCCCAUCAUUUUUGCAGUUGCAGAAAAUCAAGAGUAACUGCAGGGAUUACAGAAUGUGCUUAACUUUUGCAUUGCCCCAGCCAUGCUGAGUGUCUCAUGCCUGUAACACAACCCUGUAAGACAUGGCAUGCCCUAAGUCUGCUGCCAUUUUCCCUUUCCAGGGCACAGCAGGGGCCUUUUCCAGCAGCAGUUGGUUCUACACCUUGGAGCUGGGCUAUGAGGAGAUAUUUAUUCUGUGAGUAUCUCCUAGGGUAGAAAUUCUUUCUCAGAGAAGGUUCACUGAUACUGAUCAAGCUUUGAGGCAGAUCAAGCCUGAUUUUUCUGUUUCAUGUUAAAACAGGAUCCAAGUCUUGAACUGGUCUCAAAAAUUAAGUGAGACUCGUUGGAGAAGACUGAUGGGAGCUUUGAUGUCUUCAGGGAAGCUUACAGAGCAGAGGGCAGGCAGCUGUGGUCUGCCUCAGCUGAAGCUUGUGUGUCUUUGUGUUCAGUUUCAGGUAAAAUUAUCCAGGAGUCUCCAGAUUAGCAAAAUGACAAAUUCCUGAGUUGCUGCAGUUCUCUAGUGAAGAAAUUAAAUUUCUUCUGAACAGAAACAAACAUUAUUCUAAAUUAUGCUGAAAAUCCAGCUUGGAAGGAAACCAAAGCAGGAUGUUAGGCCUCACAAAGAUCCCCCUGAGUGGGGUUGGCUUUGGUGCCAACCAAAGGGUCAGAGUGUACCUGGUUGUUAUGGAAGAGCACAUCUACCCUCUAGUUCUGCUUUGGGCUGGAAAAAAGCUCAGGAUUAUGGCUCGCAGGUGACAAACCAUGUGUAGGCAAAAGCUGUAGGCAAGUCCACAAAGCAGUCAGGCAGUCAGUGGAGGCUCAUUGAAAAAUGAGGAGAUGCAUUUAACUGACUUAUUUGAGCCUUUGCAUUAGGGGUGAGCGACAGGGUUGAAGCCUCCUCCCCAAGCACUGCAGCUGCAGAUGGGAGCAGGCUUUGGGAGCAGCAAUACUAGGGAAAAUGGUUUUUGUAUCCCAUUUAUUCUGUGGAACCCUAUUGGAAUAAAAAUGGAAGCCAGUACACCACACCUUGCAAUUUGUUGCAUAAUACAGCUACUUCCUGUUCUUUGGUAUCAGAACUAACACAGCAUGAAUGUUUACACUACACUGGGAUAGAAACUCUAGUAAAAUAUGUGCUUUGCCAUUUAGCUUUUUAAAUAACUAGUUUAUGGCCUCCUAGUCUGUUUCAGUUCAUUUUACUUUACAGGAAUUAAUAGGCUGCUCCAUUUUUAUCUUACAUGAGUUGUAUCUUGGGUAUUUUAAGUUCCAAAAUAGAUUGGUUUUGCCCUAGGCUGUACUCAAGCUCUAAUAUGUAUUUCUAUUUCCCAAGCACAUGUUUUAUUUGUAGUAUAUCUUCUUAUAUUUUUAUUGCAUAAAUUUGUCGAUUUUCUUCAGUUUGUUUUCAGCAUUGAAUACAAUACAAGCAAUUGAAAGAAACAGUCUGAGAACAGCAUCUUAAAAGAAGAACAAAUCUACUUUCAAAAGUUAAACAGCUUUGUAAAAGACAGUGAACUGCGAUUGGGAACAAAAAUAAAUAAUUCA